AUGAACUGGGAAAUCGCAGAACAUCGGACCGCAUAUUCUCUGGUAGCAAGACUUCACCGUUGCGGCACACUAAGGGAGCUCGUAACCCUCAGGGACAGCCUAGUUGGGGAGAAGCCGGAUGAGGAUCCGCGACUCAAGAAUAGGCGGCAAUUUUUGAAGCUACUGCUUGAUGAUGAUGUUCUCACUGCCAUGCAUAGAUCCUUACGAGAUUUGAGGAAGUGUUUGCCCAUUGGCAGCAGUGAAUGCAAAACGCAACCCUAUCAAGAUCAAAAAUUAUACUUAAGCUCGAAGGAUCCCAAGGAGGAACGAGAAAUGCACCGGCAGCUGAGACCAGUCCCACUUGCACGUCGAAGGCCGGGAUACCAAUUACCAGUCGGCCAAAGGUACAAGGAGGUUUCUGACAUCAUUGAGAACAACACAUACUCUCUCAUCGCAGCAGAUGCAGGCUCGGGCAAGUCAACUCAAAUACCACAGAUAUUGCUUGACAACGCCAUAUCCACGGGGUCAGGAUCUAAAUGCAGAAUUAUCUGUGUCCAACCCCGCCGAAUCGCCGCCGUUUCGCUUGCCCAUCGAGUUGCCGAAGAACGAGGUCAGCAAGUCGGUCAUGAUGUGGGAUAUCGUGUUCGCUUCCAAUCCCGAUACUCCUCCCGAGGCAGAACGAUCAAAUAUUGUACCACAGAACACUUUCUCAAUCUACUGCACAAUCAACCGACUUUUCUGGAUUCAGCCACCCAUAUAAUACUUGACGAGGUCCACGAGCGAGAUGUUGCGCUUGACUUGCUUAUGCUUACGGUGAAAAAGAUGAUCAAACAGCGUCAAGCAACUGGAGCGCCUGUGCCGAAGGUGACCGCGAUGAGUGCAACUUUAGAUGCCGGCCUGUUUUCUUCAUACUUCCAAAAUCAGUCAGACAACGGCACUCUUUCACCAGCUCCAUGCCUCAGGAUUCCAGGUCGCACUUUCCCGGUCGAUAAACAUUAUCUUGAUGAGAUCUUCGAGCCUCUGUCGCAGACCUAUUCGGCCGAAACAUUAUGGUCGUUGUAUGGCGAACCCUCGACAAGACGUUUCUUGGCCCAGCAUGACUUCCACCUGGAAGCAAGUACGGAGGAAUACACGCAGGCGACUGUCAAGAUGCCCUCUUCACCUGAGGUCACAUCUCGCGAUUGGGAUGACACGGUUCCCAUUGGCUUGAUAUGUGCUGUUGUCGGCCAUAUACUUUCCACCACGAGCGGAGGCUCCAUUCUGGUCUUUCUGCCUGGUCUUCGUCAUAUCACGGGCGUAGAAAAAGCUCUCAGGAUGUAUGGGGAGCUUCUUGGCCGCGACUUCACCGAUACUCGUCGGUAUCGCAUUCUGCCACUGCAUUCCAGUCUCCCCAAGAGCCAAGACCAGGCAUUCGAAAUGGGCCCGCCCGGUUGCCGCCGAAUCAUCCUGUCUACAGAUAUUGCCGAAACCUCUGUCACCUUGCCGGAUGUGAGGUUCGUGGUUGACACCGGAAAAGUAAAUAUGAGUAUCUACGAGCCGCGGGAAAGGUCUAGCCAUCUUACCUGCUGCUGGGCCAGUCAGUCCAGCGUUGCCCAACGCGCAGGAAGGGCGGGAAGAGUACAAAGCGGGGAGUACUUUGCCCUGUUCACCAAGGAAAUGUACGAUACGUUUCGAAUCACCCGCCUUCCUGAAAUAAGGCGAGCCGAUUUGCGGCGGGCGUGCCUGCAAGUGAAGAAGGCAGGCUUCGGCACUUCUAUCCAGGACACGCUGCAGGAGGGCAUUGAACCGCCGGAUAAGCGUCAUGUCGAUGGCGCAAUCCAGGAUCUCAAGUUGCUGGACGCUUUGGGUGAACGGGAGGAGCUCACCGUUCUGGGGAACGCCAUCGCCUCGCUGCCCAUAGGCCCAACCCAGGCGAAAUUGGUUCUACUAGGCAUCAUUUUCCGCUGCCUCGAACCUCUCUUGAUCAUGGCAGUACUUCCCGGAAACGGUUCUUUAUUCUAUUCAACGGAAGACGUCGAGAAGCAACAGCAGAUACGGCAGGCUCGUGAGGACUUUUCGCAGAACACGUGGAGCGAUCACUUGAGUGCCGUGAACGCCUAUAUCGCGGUGCGGGAUGAGCUACAUCAAUCGGGUCGCUCCGAAGCUUUCAAAUUUGCCUUGUCAAAGGGCAUAUGCUUCGAUCGAUUCAGCGAAAUGAAUUCUGCAGCCCACCAGGUGCUUCGUCGGCUAGUUUCCGAAGGACUCAUUCCGCAGUCUUCGAUGCGCUACUUGCGGUUUGGGGGCCGUGCUUUGAACGUGAAUUCACACCGCGUUCCUCUUAUCAAGGCCCUGUUGUUUCAUACGCUCCACACCAAUAUCGCUGCUCCGCACCUGGACUUGUCCGGGCGCUAUCGAACGAAAACAACCGGGCGAGUUCUUGUGGCCUCGAGCAGUGUCAAUGGCCGCACGCGUCCAACAAGUCUGCUGGUCUUCGAUGCAAGUUCUGUUCCCUCCAGUGGCGGAUCGAUUUCGUUUCUUUGCAACACCUCGCACAUAACUCCACUCAUCGCCUGUCUGUUGGGCGGGCGACUUCAAGGCACGGACGAGACAGUGUAUCUAGAUUCAUGGCUGGCCUUGGAAGUAGAAAACAGCGGAGGAUUAAUGGGCAAUCACGCGGUCAAACUCUUAAUCGAGCUUCGCAAGGCCCUCGAAGUGGCAAUUACCACCGCUCUGGAUGCCUUAGUUCGACGCGAGCGUUGGUCCCAUGCAGUGUCGCCUAAGGCAGGUGGCCAUAUCUUCCGAACAGUCUCGAAGGCUCUCGUUGAUGUCCUGGACCUAGAUUCCGACCUCGUCUAUGAUCAGCGGCAGAAGGACGCCUCCAGAUAG
This is a messenger RNA of Aspergillus steynii IBT 23096, 2844 nucleotides long. Its product is annotated as P-loop containing nucleoside triphosphate hydrolase protein. The coding region runs from base 1 to 2844 and encodes 947 amino acids. Gene Ontology annotation, molecular function: RNA binding; ATP binding. Gene Ontology annotation, cellular component: intracellular anatomical structure; nucleus. NCBI's taxonomy places the organism in Eukaryota, Fungi, Ascomycota, Eurotiomycetes, Eurotiales, Aspergillaceae. The record is from RefSeq and is a predicted model, not a curated record. The transcript is spliced from 3 exons.